Messenger RNA from Puntigrus tetrazona (Sumatra barb), 2333 nucleotides. RefSeq names its product protocadherin gamma-A11-like. Gene Ontology annotation, cellular component: plasma membrane. Lineage: Eukaryota; Metazoa; Chordata; Actinopteri; Cypriniformes; Cyprinidae. Gene Ontology annotation, molecular function: calcium ion binding. The record is from RefSeq and is a predicted model, not a curated record. Gene Ontology annotation, biological process: homophilic cell-cell adhesion.
GUUGCAGUACGCAGUUUUAUAAUUGAACUCUUAGUGUCGCUGUUGACCAAUGCCUCCACUGAUCAUCUACCCUCCACCCUGUUCAUGAUGUCAUAUUCAGGACUGAUAUCUCAGCUCGUUGUUAAAAACGUCGACAGUUAGCUUUGCCUUCCUCUGAUAUCCUCUUAUAUCGACCACGAACCAAGUCUUUUACGUAUUACUUUUCAUCUCAUUUUCUUUUUCGUAUUAAAAGAUGACAAGCUUACGAGCUCCUGCUGAGAUGUCUGGUCUUUUGUUCUUCGUGCUGAUGGCGCACACCGCUUAUGGAGACGUGAGCUAUUCUUUUCCGGAGGAGAUGAAACGAGGAUCUGUGAUUGGAAAUAUAGCAAAGGAUCUCGGGCUCGAUGUGAACACACUUACGUCUCGUAGGGCUCGAAUUGAUGCUGAAGGUAACAAAAAACGAUAUUGCGAUAUUAAUUUGAGAACGGAAUUAGUGGUGGCUGAUCGGAUAGACAGAGAGGUGAUUUGUAAGGAGAGGCUUUCCUGUGCGCUUAAUUUCGAAUUUGUUUUAGAAAGCCCUUUGGAAUUGCAUCGUGUUGUUUUACAAAUUCAAGACAUUAAUGACAAUACUCCAAUAUUUCCGAAAGAUGUCGUAAAGCUGGAAAUAAGUGAAAACGCAGGUAAAGGUGCUCGUUUUCGUGUCAUUGAGGCUCGAGAUGCUGAUGUCGGUCACAAUUCAGUACAAAAUUAUAUACUGGAGAAUAAUUUACGCUUUGUUUUAGCCGUGAAUUCAAAGGCAGAUGGUAGCAAGUACGUCGAGUUAGUGCUUGAUAAAGAGCUAGAUCGUGAGCAGCAGAAAGAGAUCUCAUUAAUAGUGACCGCGGUAGACGGCGGGACUCCACCGAGAUCAGGUACUGUAGUCAUACACGUCACUGUGCUGGAUGCUAAUGAUAAUGCUCCAGUCUUUAGUCAGGACGUCUAUAAAGUCAGUCUGCCUGAAAAUUCUCCUCUAGAUACUGUAGUGGUGACAGUGAGCGCUACUGAUGCUGACGAGGGACAAAACGGAGAAGUCACUUAUGAGUUUGGCCAUUUAUCAGAAUCUGCAAAAGAAACAUUUUCAUUAGAUCCUCGAACUGGACAAAUUGUUCUGAAGGGGCCAAUAGAUUUUGAAGAGGAAUCAGGAUAUGAAAUUAUUGUUAAUGCUAAAGACGGAUAUGGUCUUUCCUCAGACACGAAAAUUGUAAUAGAAAUUACAGAUACAAAUGACAAUGCCCCUUUUAUUAUAAUUAAAUCUCUAAAUAGUCCUGUUCCCGAGAACGCGUUCCCCGGUACAGAGGUCGGCAUCAUUAAUGUUCAGGACAGAGACUCGGAGAAUAACGGACAGGUGCGCUGCUCCAUUCAGCAAAACGUUCCGUUUAAACUCGUUCCUUCGAUCAAGAAUUACUAUUCUCUGGUGACCACAGGUGAAUUAGACCGAGAGCUGCUCUCUGAUUAUAAUAUUACAAUUACUGCUACUGAUGAGGGCUCUCCGCCUUUAUCUUCCUCUAAGAAUAUUCACCUGACUGUAGCUGACGUGAAUGAUAAUCCACCUGUAUUUCAGGAGCAGAGUUACAGAGCUCACGUACAAGAAAAUAAUAAAGCGGGCUCCUCUAUUUGUUCAGUAUCAGCUAGACCGGACUGGAGACAGAAUGGCACUGUAGUUUAUUCUCUCUUGUCUUCUGAUGUUAACGGCGCGCCGGUGUCCUCCUUUCUGUCCGUUAACGGAGACACCGGGGUCGUUCACGCCGUGAGGUCGUUUGAUUACGAACAGAUGAAAAGUUUGAAAGUGCUGGUGUUAGCCAGAGACAACGGCUCUCCUCCUCUGAGCAGUAACGUGACCGUGAGCGUCUUCAUAACGGAUGAGAACGACAACUCUCCUCAGAUAUUAUACCCUCCGGAAGGAAACUCCUUCAUGACCGAGAUGGUGCCCAAAGCUGCUCAGGCGCGCUCCCUGGUCUCCAAGGUGAUCGCCGUGGACGCGGAUUCCGGUCAGAACGCGUGGCUCUCGUAUCACAUUAUUAAAGCCACAGAUCCGGGACUUUUCACUAUCGGUGUCCACAGCGGAGAGAUCAGGACGCAGCGGGACAUUUCUGAAUCUGACAGCAUGAAACAGAACCUGAUUGUGUCCGUGAGAGAUAACGGACAGCCUCUCUCUCAGCCACGUGCUCGUUGUAUUUACUGAUAUCAGAUAACUUGGCUGAAGUCCCGGAACUGAAAGACAUGUCUCGAGACGAGAGCGGCUCCAAACUGACGUUUUAUUUGAUCGUCGCGCUGGUGUCCGUUUCCACUUUCUUCCUGACCUUCAUCAUCAUCAU